GGCGCCAACACUGACAGCUGAUUUUGACAACUGUGAAACGUCAAAAAUCAGUACUGGCAACUGACGUAAAAUGGACUUCCUCUUUUUCGAUACGUUCGCGUUCGUGUAAAAUUGUUAAAAAUUUUCACAAAAUAAAUCUUAGCCAUGGUGCGUAUGAACGUAUUGGCCGAUGCCUUGAAAUGCAUUAACAACGCUGAAAAGCGUGGCAAACGUCAGGUCCUCCUCCGUCCCUGCUCCAAGGUCAUCAUCAAGUUCUUGACUGUCAUGAUGAAACAUGGCUACAUUGGUGAAUUCGAAAUUGUCGAUGAUCACCGAUCUGGCAAGAUUGUUGUCAAUCUUACCGGUCGCUUGAACAAGUGCGGCGUCAUCUCUCCCCGUUUCGAUGUUCCCAUCAAUGACAUUGAAAAGUGGACCAACAACUUGUUGCCAUCUCGUCAGUUCGGUUAUGUUGUUUUGACCACCUCUGGCGGUAUUAUGGAUCACGAAGAAGCCAGAAGAAAACAUUUGGGUGGUAAAAUUUUGGGUUUCUUCUUCUAAAUGCAGACAAAAUGUAACAACAACAAAAAUCUACGCUUAAAUUCUGUUGACCACAAAAGAAGGAAAGCGGCAUCGUUGCCACCAAAACCAAAACACAACGUCAACAUGUGUUUAAUUUUCUGUAGAUGUUUGUUUUUUAAUUAUUUUUAAAAAACAAACGUUUUUUU
Messenger RNA from Musca domestica (house fly), 704 nucleotides. RefSeq names its product small ribosomal subunit protein uS8A. Gene Ontology annotation, cellular component: cytosolic small ribosomal subunit; ribosome. NCBI's taxonomy places the organism in Eukaryota, Metazoa, Arthropoda, Insecta, Diptera, Muscidae. Gene Ontology annotation, molecular function: structural constituent of ribosome. Gene Ontology annotation, biological process: translation. Bases 145 to 537 code for a protein of 130 amino acids. The record is from RefSeq and is a predicted model, not a curated record. The transcript has 2 exons.